This is a messenger RNA of Tachysurus fulvidraco (yellow catfish), 4059 nucleotides long. RefSeq lists its product as uncharacterized. Gene Ontology annotation, biological process: proteolysis. Gene Ontology annotation, cellular component: extracellular region. The record is from RefSeq and is a predicted model, not a curated record. Bases 547 to 3564 code for a protein of 1005 amino acids. The transcript has 25 exons. NCBI's taxonomy places the organism in Eukaryota, Metazoa, Chordata, Actinopteri, Siluriformes, Bagridae. Gene Ontology annotation, molecular function: protein binding.
GAUUUUGUUUUUAAUUAUCUGUAUGGUGAGGGAAAAAUCUUAAUUAACUUAAUCUCACACUAAAAUAUUAAAGAAAUUUUAAUUUUGCCUUUUUACCAUUAGUAUUUUAUUUUAUUUUUUUGACAACAAAUUCACAGCACUCUGCAUCUAGUACAUAUGUGCAAUCCUUUAAAGAAGACUUUAUUAUUAUUGGCACACACACAUUACAGUACAGUGGAAUUCGUCACAUAUCCCAGCUGAGGAGGUUGGAGUCAGCGCACAGGGGCAGCUUUGGAGCAGAGAUUAAGGACCUUUUAGGACCCAACAGUCCAGGAGCUGAAGGUGGACGUGGACUUUCCUGGAGAUGAUAUUCUGCAGAUUUACUCCCCAGAUGUCCAGCACUGUCAGCUGGCCUGCACACAACACCCUUCCUGCUUGUUCUUCACGUUUUUACGCUCUGAUUGGGACAAAGACAACAGGGCCUUUUACUGCUACCUGAAGCACACAGCCACUGGAUCCCCGUCUCAGGUUGCAAAGCUGAAGGGUGUGACCUCAGGCUUCAAGCUCAUGCACCAGGGUAACAAAACAAAUAACUGUUUGCCAUUGACAUAUCAGGACGUAGAUUUCACAGGAUCAGUCUAUGUCCAGUUGAACUUAAAUACUUCUGAUGAGUGCCAGCAGAAAUGCACCAGAGAUCCAGACUGCAAAUUUUUUUCAUUCACAACAACGACCUUCCCACAUGCAGAAAACAGGAAAAAGUGCUUCCUCAAAUUCCACUCGACUUUUUCCACACCAUCAGUACUCAUAAAAACACCGGGUCUUGUGUCAGGGUUUUCAGAUUCAUUGUAUAAGACUAAAGAAAAAUGUAAGGAGGAGAUCUUUGCUAACAUACACUACAGAGGAAAUGACUUUGAGAACAUCCCGGCUGUCUCACCUCAACACUGUCAGUUUUUGUGUAGCGCACAUCCCCGCUGCACACAUUUCACCUACACAACUUCCAAAUAUUCUACAAAGCCUGAAAUCAACAUGCAUUGUUUCCUAAAGCAUACAGACAGUGUAAGACAGCUAGAGCCAGUAAAAGAAGAAGAACUUUUUUCUGGAUUUCCAACACGAAAUUGCACGCCCUCAAAUGUUUGGGUAACAGCACGCUAUGAAGGCCUGCACUUCUUUGGACAUGAUUACCGUGACUUUAAAACAAAUACAUCUGAGAUCUGUCGAGAAACGUGCACAAACGAUCCAGACUGCCAUUUUUACACUUAUGUCCUACCUUCUUACCGUGAUAAAGGCAUCAGGAAAAAGUGCUUCCUCAAAUACCGCUGGAGUGUUUCAACACCAUCAGUACUCAUAAAAACCCCGGGUCUUGUGUCUGGGUUUUCAGAUUCAUUGUAUAAAUCUAAGGGAUUAAAGAAAGAAUGUAAGGAGGAGAUCUUUGCUAACAUACACUACAGAGGAAAUGACAUUGAGAACAUCCCGGCUGUCUCACCUCAACACUGUCAGUUUUUGUGUGGCGCACAUCCCCGCUGCACACAUUUCACCUACACAACUUCCAAAUAUUCUACAAAGCCUGAGAUCAACAUGCAUUGUUUCCUAAAGCAUACAGACAGUGUAAGUCAGCUAGAGCCAGUAAAAGAGGAAGAACUUUUUUCAGGAUUUCCAACAAGAAAUUGCACGCCCUCAAAUGUUUGGGUAACAGAACGCUUUGAAGGCCUUGACUUCUUUGGACAUGAUUACCGUGAUUUUAAAACAAAUACAUCUGAGAUCUGUCGAGAAACGUGCACAAACGAUCCAGACUGCCAUUUUUACACUUAUGUCCUACCUUCUCACCAUGAUGAGAAUAUCAGGAAAAAGUGCUUUCUCAAAUACCGCUGGACUUUUUCAACACCAUCAGUACUCAUAAAAACACCGGGUCUUGUGUCAGGGUUUUCAGAUUCAUUGUAUAGGACUAAAGAAAAAUGUAAGGAGGAGAUCUUUGCUAACAUACACUACAGAGGAAAUGACUUUGAGAACAUCCCGGCUGUCUCACCUCAACACUGUCAGUUUUUGUGUAGCGCACAUCCCCGCUGCACACAUUUCACCUACACAACUUCCAGAUAUUCUACAGAGCCUGAGAUCAACAUGCAUUGUUUCCUAAAGCAUACAGACAGUGUAAGCCAGCUAGAGCCAGUAAAAGAAGAAGAACUUUUUUCUGGAUUUCCAACACAAAAUUGCACUCCCUCUAAUGUUUGGGUAACAGAACGCUAUGAAGGCCUGCACUUCUUUGGACAUGAUUACCGUGACUUUAAAACAAAUACAUCUGAGAUCUGUCGAGAAACGUGCACAAACGAUCCAGACUGCCAUUUUUACACUUAUGUCCUACCUUCUUACCGUGAUACAGGUGUCAGGAAAAAGUGCUUCCUCAAAUACCGCUGGAGUGUUUCAGCACCAUCAGUACUCAUAAAAACACCGGGUCUUGUGUCAGGGUUUUCAGAUUCAUUGUAUAAAUCUAAGGGAUUAAAAGAAGAAUGUAAGGAGGAGAUCUUUGCUAACAUACACUACAGAGGAAAUGACAUUGAGAACAUCCCGGCUGUCUCACCUCAACACUGUCAGUUUUUGUGUGGCGCACAUCCCCGCUGCACACAUUUCACCUAUACAACUUCCAAAUAUUCUACAAAGCCUGAGAUCAACAUGCAUUGUUUCCUAAAGCAUACAGACAGUGUAAGCCAGCUAGAGCCAGUAAAAGAAGAAGAACUUUUUUCUGGAUUUCCAACACGAAAUUGCGCUUCCUCAAAUGUUUGGGCAACAGAACGCUAUGAAGGCCUUGACUUCUUUGGACAUGAUUACCGUGAUUUUAAAACAAAUAUAUCUGAGAUCUGUCGAGAAACGUGCACAAACGAUCCAGACUGCCAUUUUUACACUUAUGUCCUACCUUCUUACCAUGAUGAGAAUAUCUGGAAAAAGUGCUUUCUCAAAUACCGCUGGACUUUUUCAACACCAUCAGUACUCAUAAAAACACCGGGUCUUGUGUCAGGGUUUUCAGAUUCAUUGUAUAGGACUAAAGAAAAAUGUAACGAGGAGAUCUUUGCUAACAUACACUACAGAGGAAAUGACUUUGAGAACAUCCCGGCUGUCUCACCUCAACACUGUCAGUUUUUGUGUAGCGCACAUCCCCGCUGCACACAUUUCACCUACACAACUUCCAAAUAUUCUACAAAGCCUGAGAUCAACAUGCAUUGUUUCCUAAAGCAUACAGACAGUGUAAGCCAGCUAGAGCCAGUAAAAGAAGAAGAACUUUUUUCUGGAUUUCCAACACGAAAAUGCACUCCCACAAAUGUUUGGGCAACAGAACGCUAUGAAGGCCUUGACUUCUUUGGACAUGAUUACCGUGAUUUUAAAACAAAUACAUCUGAGAUCUGUCGAGAAACGUGCACAAACGAUCCAGACUGCCAUUUUUACACUUAUGUCCUACCUUCUCACCAUGAUGAGAAUAUCAGGCAUAUAUGUUAUUUGAAGCAAGUCAUGACUCUACCCAGACCUGAAAAGGUGGUGUACAGUUAUGGUGUGACAUCUGGCUUCUCUCUGAGGGACUGUAAAUCUAGUGGGAAUUAAUCUACUGCCCACUUUCCUAUGUUCCUUUAAGUGUUAUAAAAACAGUAAUAGUCUUGAGCCUAGGCCAGAAAGAUACAAUGACAUGAAAUAUAGGUCUAUUGAUUUUGAUGAUUGUUUGUUGAAAGCUACAGUAUGGUAAUCUGUGACUGUUUGUAUCUACUCAAUACAGAGUAGAAACAGUAGUGUUCCGUUACUGGUGAUGUAUCUACUGGUAAAUGUACUGUCUCUAACCAGCAGCUAUGAUGUGAAUGUGCAAAUAUGGUUCAAAACAUCACUAGAUUUGUCACUUUCCUAUUUUUUAAAAUAACCACUAAUUUGAGGAGCAAUUCAUUUGAAUCACAUAAUUGCCAACAGUGUUCAUGCUAGAACACAUAAGUCUGUGGUCUCUUUGGUUUAAAUAAUCUCAAAAUAAGCCAAAAGAGCUUGUUUUACCUGAUGUGUAAGAUAAGAGAAAUUAAAAUAAAAAUGAAAAUAAAAAUCUGUAUGUAAUAAGUG